Molecule: messenger RNA, 2001 nt
Organism: Polyodon spathula (Mississippi paddlefish)
Lineage: Eukaryota; Metazoa; Chordata; Actinopteri; Acipenseriformes; Polyodontidae
Gene: cops2
Product: COP9 signalosome subunit 2
Exons: 13
Coding region: 28-1359 (443 amino acids)
Biological process (GO): protein deneddylation
Cellular component (GO): COP9 signalosome
Molecular function (GO): protein binding
Source: RefSeq, a predicted model, not a curated record
AGGACUGUCUCUGAACUCCAAGGCAAGAUGUCUGACAUGGAGGAUGACUUCAUGUGCGAUGAUGAAGAAGAUUAUGACCUGGAAUACUCAGAAGACAGCAACUCUGAACCCAAUGUGGAUCUGGAAAAUCAAUACUACAAUUCCAAAGCGUUAAAGGAAGAUGAUCCUAAAGCAGCCUUGAGCAGUUUCCAGAAGGUUUUGGAGCUUGAAGGUGAAAAGGGAGAAUGGGGAUUCAAAGCACUGAAACAGAUGAUUAAAAUCAACUUCAAAUUGACUAACUUCCCAGAAAUGAUGAACAGGUACAAACAGCUGCUCACCUAUAUCCGGAGUGCAGUCACAAGGAAUUACUCGGAGAAAUCCAUUAAUUCUAUCCUUGAUUACAUUUCCACCUCCAAACAGAUGGAUUUACUGCAGGAAUUUUAUGAAACAACCCUUGAGGCGUUGAAAGAUGCCAAAAAUGACAGAUUGUGGUUUAAAACAAACACAAAGCUUGGAAAACUGUAUUUAGAACGGGAGGAAUAUGGAAAGCUUCAGAAGAUACUGCGACAGCUGCACCAGUCCUGUCAGACCGACGAUGGGGAAGAUGACUUGAAGAAAGGCACACAGUUGUUGGAAAUCUAUGCUCUAGAAAUUCAAAUGUAUACCGCACAGAAGAACAACAAGAAACUAAAAGCACUAUAUGAGCAGUCUUUGCACAUCAAGUCUGCCAUCCCCCAUCCGCUAAUCAUGGGUGUCAUCAGAGAAUGUGGAGGGAAGAUGCACUUAAGAGAAGGUGAAUUUGAAAAGGCGCACACAGAUUUCUUUGAAGCUUUCAAAAAUUAUGAUGAAUCAGGGAGCCCCAGACGAACCACUUGUUUGAAAUAUCUGGUCCUAGCGAAUAUGCUGAUGAAGUCUGGAAUAAACCCGUUCGACUCUCAGGAGGCUAAACCAUACAAAAAUGAUCCGGAGAUUCUUGCAAUGACGAAUUUAGUAAGUGCCUACCAAAAUAACGACAUCACAGAAUUUGAAAAAAUUCUGAAAACAAAUCACAGUAACAUCAUGGAUGAUCCCUUCAUAAGGGAACACAUUGAAGAGUUAUUGCGGAACAUCAGAACACAAGUGCUUAUUAAAUUAAUUAAGCCUUACACUAGAAUACAUAUACCUUUUAUUUCUAAGGAGCUGAACAUUGAUGUAGCGGACGUAGAGAGCUUGCUAGUGCAGUGCAUAUUGGACAACACUAUUCAUGGCCGAAUAGAUCAAGUCAACCAACUGCUUGAGCUGGACCAUCAGAAGAGGGGCGGGGCACGAUAUAAUGCUUUAGAUAAAUGGACAAAUCAGCUCAAUUCUCUCAACCAAGCCAUUGUUAGUAAACUGGCUUGAUUUGUGAAAUGUUACAACAAAUAGUACUUAAAGCAACAAGACAGUGAUGUUAACCUUCAAGAACUGGGAAUGGCAAAACUACUGUUGGUUGAUGUGGCCUGAAAAUUGGAGCUUGACAGAAGUGCUUCCUUUGAUCGGCUGGUUUGUGUUUUGCUGCUGAAGUUUCCCAAGACAAACGGCUUUAAUGCCCAGAAGAAAACCAAAAUUCCACAGGAUUUAUGCUGUAUUGACAUCUAGCCCGAUACGAUAUAAUAUUAUUUUAUAAAGGGCAACAAAUGACCAGAAGGAAGACUUUGUCAUGAUUUUAAACACACAUCGACACAUUAUUGUAUUGUAAAAAAAAAAAAAAAAAAAAAAAAAAAAAAAAAAAAUUAAAUGUCAAACAAAAAAAAUUUUACCUGUAAAAGUCCUCUAACAAAAAACAAAUAGGCAUAACCUGCAAUAACUUGAAAUGUAUACCUAGUUUUGAACACUUUUUCCAUGUAUAAAUGGGCAUGUUUGCUGUGUUCUGCAAAAUGUCAGGUCUCAAGCCGUGGUUUUCUGUACCUGCAAUUGUAGUAAAGGUUUAGAAAAUAACUCCCUCAUUUGUGGCACAGCGCCACACAUUCGUUUUCAAGCAGCAAAAUAAAACAGUGCAGCUCA